AUGUCCAAGGGGAAAUCCAAUUAUACUUCCCAAUUACGAUACAAGUUCCCUUUACCAAUCCAUCCAAUAGAUGAUCUUCCGCUUCUCAUCCUCCAUAAUCCAGUGUCAUGGAUAUGCUAUCUUUACAAAUAUAUGAAAAGUCACAAUAGACUGCAAAAAAGGAUCCAUGUGGAAAUUAACGGUGACUCGUUCCCUCAUAUCCUAGUUGAGGACCAGGGGCAAAUGAUUUAUCUUUGGGAUAAUGGAUUCUUUGGGACUGGUCAACUUUCACGUAGUGAGCCUACUUGGAGAAGUCGUACGUCAAUAAGAUUGGGAAUUAAUGAUGAUACUUUACAGAAUGAACAAUCAGCUAAAUCACAAGUUGCUUUAGAGAAGUUGACCGAAAGAAGACGUCAACAAAGGCUGGAAUUCAAGAGAGAACGUGACAAGUCUGAAAAACAGUUAUUAGAACUUAGACGAAAAGGUGGUAGCAUUGAAGAAGAGGAAGCACUUUUAGAGAAGGAAAGAGAAGCCUUAAGAGAGUACAAGGCAAAUCAAUUGUUAAAGAGUGUAGAUGAAGAGGAACCUAACGAGCUUCGAAUGGAAGAUGAGAAUCUAAUCGACGAGAAUGGGAGGAUUAUCAAGCUGGAAUCUCUUCAAUUAAUGCCAGUUGAGGCAAUAUUCCUUUCCUAUGCCUUACCAGUGAUAGAUAUACCUAUACCUGAAUUAAUGGAACGUCUAUGUGGAGGCACAGUGGAAUAUGAAACCAUCCAUAAACUUAUAACGCGAUAUGUUGCCUAUCAUCACUAUCGGUCUCACGGAUGGUGUGUUAGAUCUGGUAUAAAAUUUGGUUGUGAUUAUAUUCUUUACAAACGAGGCCCACCUUUCCAACAUGCUGAGUUCUGUAUAAUGGUUAUGGAUGCGGAAGUACCGAGGGAUUAUACCUGGUACUCCACGGUAGCUCGUGUUACUGGUGGGGCAAGAAAGACUUUUGUACUUUGUUAUGUGCAGAGGUUAGUCUCUCAAGAUAAAAUAUUGGAAGCCUGGGACAGGAAAGAUUUUACUACCAUAUUUUCCAGUUAUAAAGUGGCAGAAGUUAUAUAUAAGAGAUGGGUUCCAGGUAAAAAUAGAGAUUAA
Messenger RNA from Naumovozyma castellii, 1116 nucleotides. It is a transcript of the gene SEN2, whose product is annotated as tRNA splicing endonuclease subunit SEN2. Lineage: Eukaryota; Fungi; Ascomycota; Saccharomycetes; Saccharomycetales; Saccharomycetaceae. The record is from RefSeq and is a predicted model, not a curated record. The coding region runs from base 1 to 1116 and encodes 371 amino acids. The transcript has a single exon.